This is a messenger RNA of Python bivittatus (Burmese python), 3272 nucleotides long. Lineage: Eukaryota; Metazoa; Chordata; Lepidosauria; Squamata; Pythonidae. The record is from RefSeq and is a predicted model, not a curated record.
GAUUAAGGAUUGCCCCAAAAAGGCAAUAUCUAUAAUAACUUUUAUAUAUUGUCAUCUACUUGGAACCUUAAAGCACCAUGAACUUACGAAGAAAACUAGGCAUUAAAAGCAACUGAUAUUUAUAUUUAGACUUGAGUCUUAGUAAGUGCUGUGGCCUAAUUUAAGUCUUAAAAUUGUGUUGUUAGGCUGCUUCAUGUCUGUGAGAUUUAAAUCUAUAAUAAUAGUGGAAUUUCUUGAAAAUAAACAUGCUUAAUCUCAGAUUGUAAUAUUUUAUGUUAAAUUUGAAAAGAAAGUUGUGAGAGCAGCCGAUGGCUAUAUAGAAAACCAUUUAAUUUUUAGAGGAAGAAACAAGGCACCAGAUGAAGAAAACAAGGCUUUUCCUGGAAACAAAGAUGGCAAGGGCAGUGUAAAUAACAGAACUGGUGCCUUCAGCAACAAAUGAGAGCAGCAUUGUAUGACAAUCUCUUUUCACCUUUUCUUCAGCUGCAGGGGUGAUGAAUGUCUGAUCUUCAUUUUAGUUUAUGUAGAUGUCAGAAACAGCCAUAUUUUGCUUCCCUGAAUAAGCAGUAACAAUGUCUAUUAAAUUGUUUGCUCCUGCUUCGUAGAAUGCAAAACUAGAUGCAGCAGCAGAAUAGCAAAAAGUGAAGAAAAGAAAAGCAGUAGAAAAGUGAACAGGGAAAUGCUCACGGAGGAGGAGGAUUCUACCUAUCCCUGCUGCCUACUUUUCUCCUUGUUGAGGGCCAGCAAUAAGGCAGCACUGCCAGAAGCUAUUUGUUUCUUAUUUAGGUUGAAUACCAGAUUCCGUGUAGGAAAAAUACAUAAUGGAUCCUAGCAGUGAUUAUCACUUCCUUCAUCAUGUUUUGGGGAAAACUGUACAAAUCACGUUGAAAUGUGGCACAUUCCAGGGGAUAUUGCAACAUGUGGACUCCAGUCAAUGUAUCUUUCUAAACAGAGUUAAGAAUUUGGAAAGUGGCAGAAAUGUACCAGGAGUAAAGAAGUUCUUUGGCCAUGAAAUUGUUAAUGUGCAAUUGCUUGAUGAUCUAGAACAGUGUGCUGCAGAAAGAAACACAACUCCUGCUGGAUCCAGAGAAUUUCUGUCUACUAAGUUGUCUGCAGUUGACCAAGGAUCACCGCUGAAGCAAAGCACUCAUAGAGCUAAAGUUGCUUCCCCAGUGAGACAGCAUCUCUGUUUGGGUAAUGUUAAGUUUCCCGAUGAAAAUAAAGGGGAAGACAUAGAAUAUAUUGUUAUUGAUCAAUUCCAGAAGAAAUUUGGUUCUGCUAUGAUGCACAUCAAAAAGCAAAGCGUAUGUAGUAUAGCAGCAGAGGGUGUCAAUUUGUGUCGGUAUGGAAAACUCGCUUGGUUACAAAUUGCAACAAAAAGUCAGGUUUUCUUAUUUGACAUUUUUCUUCUGGGAGCUCGAGUGUUCAAGAAUGGACUACAAAUGAUAUUGGAGGACCAGAAUAUUUUGAAAGUUAUCCAUGAUUGUCGUUGGCUUUCAGAUUGUCUUUCUCACCAAUAUGGAAUUGUGCUGUCCAAUGUCUUUGAUACACAGGUUGCUGAUGUAUUGCAGUUCUCAAUGGAAACAGGUGGUUACCUUCCACACAGGAUCAGCUCUUUACAAGAGUGUUUAAUACGGUAUCUGGGGCUGCCCUACAAAUGUAUCUCUUUCUUGGAAUACAGGCAGCAAGCAGUUGUGAAAAAUCCCGAGGUCUGGUUUGUGCGACCCCUUCCACCUGUAUUGAUGAAUGUAUUAGCUCUGGAAACAGUGUACCUCCUCCCUCUUCGUUUGCUGCUGCUUGAUGAAAUUAUGUCUGAUUUAACAACUUUAGUGGAUGGAUACUUGAAUGCAUUUCGGCAAGGAUCUGCAGACCCCCUGGGAAGCAUAGAAAUAUCUUCUAUGGAGUUACCAGAAGAGCUACGACAACUGGCAGAUGUUUAUAACAUACGAAGAAAGACUGCAGUGCAAAAGUUCCAGCUCAGUGAGGAAGGUUUCCUCAUCAGAAAACAAGUGGAGCCAAUAAGAAGGAAAAUGGCGGCGAAAGAAGCAUAUCCUAAAACAUUCUGUCCACGUUCUGUCCAUCUCUGGCUUCCUGGUAGUCAGGGCAGUUAUGAAAAAGAAGAAAUAUAUCACCAUGAUAACCAAGAGCCCACAAUUGGCAGUGGUGAGAUAGAAUCUAAAAUGGAAACAAAAGGAGGUAUUUCAUGUAAACUGACAUUGGAAGAGACUAAAAUGUAGGGGAAAAAAUUCUCUCCAAUAUUCAAACCACAAACAAAUAUCAGUUUUACUUUAGAAAAAGAAAUCAGACAGGUUUUGAAUGACAAGCAUGAAUAAACAGAAACUCCUAUGCCUGUCUUUUUAGCUCAAAAAAUGAAUAAUAUACCUCAGUUCUCAUUUCAAGAUAUAAGGUUGCCUUUGCCUUCUGUGGGGCUGUCUUGCCAAUCCUGGUCUGACACUGUUGGAAUCUCAUUUAUCUGGCAAGUCAGAUUACUAUCCUUUUUUCCAUAAGAGGAAAGAAAGUGGGGGUCUUCCAAAUUUAACUGCCAGCUAAGAGUAUUAAGCUCUAGAGACCAAGAGCAGAAAUUAUUUUCUUUAGGAUUGGGGGCUUCCAUUGGAACAACAAACAUGGGAUUCAAUAUUCUUUGCUGCAAUGCAGAACUGUCUCUCAUGUAAUACAGUUGACACUGUUUGUUCACUAUUUGCUCGCUGGAGAUUCAGGGCUUACUCUUUUCAAUUUCCAAAUAAUCAGAGUAGAUUGCCCAUCUAAGACCAAACAGUUGCAUAACAGGAAAAGGCUUCCAACCUUGUUUAUAGAUUAGGUUUUUGUUAUGUUCAUUAAUUUUAUAUCACUGGAAACAUAUUUACUGAAAUACUAAGUAUUAGCCCAGGAUAACUGCUUAUUUUUUUGCACAAGGUAGCUAUAGAUAACUGUAGUUUGAGGGGAAGAUCCCCUCAUGAAGGAAUCAGCAAACUUCUUUUUCUAAUAAGUUAUCUACACCCUGAUGCAUUUUAUUCUGGAGAGGUAUUGUAGUUCACAUUAUUAAUAUAAGUAGAGUAUGGAAUAUGUGGUCCAAGUUUGUAAAAGUACCUUUUUAACUGAGAUAGGAAAAGGCCCACAAUCAGGUAAUAUAGAACCAUUGUAACAGAUUUGUGUAUUUGAAAAUAGGUCAGAUAUUGCCUGGGGUGCACUUGAACAAAUGCAGAUUUAGUAAUGUGAAGCUAUGAUUUCAAAGACAAACAUGACAUUCUUCUUUGAGAUUUUUUUUCCUGUAG